CCACAUCCACCAUUCUUCCGUUGCCCUGAUUGAUUCUCUGACGCCAUGGCCGCCCACGGCAAGCCCAAGCCCAAGCCGCCCGGUGCCCCCGCGCCGCCGCCGCCGCCCCCGCCACCGACGGCGGCAGAGGCGAAGAAGGGCUUCAUGCGCCGGAUGUUCCCCUUCCUCCUCGCCGUCAACGCCUUCGUCGGCGCCUACAUGCUCGUCAGGACCUACUACAAGGACUCCCCGGCCAAGACCGCCGACGCUGCCUCUGCAACUGCCACGGCGUCCACCGCCGUCGAGUCCCAGGAGCCUGUUGCCGCCGUCGCGCCCGUCAAGCCGGUGCUUCCGCCGAUCCCCGAGGACGAGCAGCGCCGGGUCUACAAGUGGAUGCUGGAGGAGAAGCGCAAGGUGAAGCCGCGCGACGCCGCAGAGAAGAAGAGGCUUGACGACGAGAAGGCCCUGCUCAAGCAGAUCAUCCGCGCCGACACCCUCCCGGUGCUCUGAAACGAGAGAGCCUCACCACACCACCACCAGACUGGACUGCUCUGCUGUUGGAAUAAUUAAGCUGGCACUGCCUGAUUGAUGGUUUGAUUGGAUUUAGUUAGUUGAUUGUGUCGUGUGGUACUCUUAUUUUUAUCCUCUUAUAAGGUACUCCUAGUUUGAUGCCAAGAGGCCCAUCUCGAGCUGCUUUAUUUAUGUGGAUGCAGGCAGACUGGUCUUGUUGCUUGUGUUGCUCUAUGCUUCUUAAGAUAAGGAUUUAUGUCGAACUCA
Molecule: messenger RNA, 756 nt
Organism: Triticum dicoccoides
Lineage: Eukaryota; Viridiplantae; Streptophyta; Magnoliopsida; Poales; Poaceae
Exons: 2
Coding region: 46-489 (147 amino acids)
Source: RefSeq, a predicted model, not a curated record